ACAAGAGUAUAGUUACCUUUUUCGUUCUUCCCUUUCUCUGAGUCUCUCAAAAGUGACUUUUCUCUCUCUCACUCUCUCUCAGCCCCUGAACCUGAAGCUCCCAGGCUCAGUCUCCAAUGGCACACCUCAUACCCUGAAACCAAAGAAAAAGUUGUCUCUGCCCACUCUCACACAGCCACAUACUUACCACUCACACCCUCCAUACACAUAAAAGAAACCACCAUACACCACCAUGAACGGUCACCACCACCACUACUCACUCUUCUUCUUAACAACCACAAUCACCUUCCUUUCCCUCCAUUAUCACCCCUCUGUUUCUUCUUCUUCAGAGGUGGAACAACUCAUCAGGUUCAAAACCUCUCUCCCAAACCCAUCACUCCUCCAAACGUGGCUCCCCUCCAACAACCCAUGCUCCUUCACCGGAAUCACCUGCACCCAUUCCCACGUGACUUCCAUAGACCUCAGCUCCCUCCCACUCUCCACCAACCUCACACUCGUCUCCGCCACCCUCCUCACCCUCCACAGCCUCAUCUCUCUCACCCUCUCCUCCACCAAACUCUCCGCCUCCCUCCUCUCUCCACUUCCAACCUGCACCGCUUCCUUAACCACACUCGACCUCUCCCAUAACGGCCUCAACGUCCAACUCAACCAACUCUUCAACUUCUUCGCUCCAUGUUCCAACUUGCACCACCUCAACCUCUCCAACAACAACAUCGUAUCCACCGAAACCGUUACCAAGUCGUUGCAAAGUUCUUUGAAUCUUUGGGUGUUGGACCUCUCUUACAACCAGCUUUCUGGUCCCGACGUUAUGCCAUGGAUCGUCUCGUCCGGUUGCGAUCCGAUUCGUUACUUGGCUCUGAAAGGAAACAGGCUCACGGGAGAACUUGAUUUUUCUGCUUGCCGGAACUUGCAGCGUUUGGACAUUUCAGCAAACAACUUCUCUUCUCUUGUUCCUUCAUUUCGGGAGUGCUCUGCUUUGGAGUACCUCGAUAUAUCAGCAAACAAGUUUUCCGGCGACGUUGCCGGUGCUCUCUCCGGUUGCGGGAACCUCACCUACUUAAACGUUUCGAAUAACCAGUUUUCCGGCGCGGUUCCGUUGCUUCCCGCCGGGAGCUUGCAGUUCCUCUAUCUCUCUGGAAACAGUUUCUGGGGGGAGAUCCCGGUGAAGGUCGCCGGGCUGUGUUCGAGCCUCGUGGAGCUUGAUAUCUCGUCGAACAACCUCACCGGCACAAUUCCGAUUGAACUUAGCGAUUGUUCUUUGUUGAAUUCACUUGUUCUAUCCCGGAACAAGCUUUCCGGCGAGUUUCCGGUGGAGACCUUCGCCGGUAUGAGUAACCUGAAGAAGCUCUCUGUUUCUUUCAACGAGUUUUCAGGUCCCUUGCCACAGUCACUGUCGAAAUUGGCGAGUUUGGAGUCGCUGCAUAUGAGUUCUAACAACUUUUCAGGUUCAAUUCCAAGAGGACUUUGCGAUUAUCCUGGGAAUAUUUUGAAGGAACUGUUCUUGCCAAAUAACAUGUUAUCAGGUUCUAUUCCAUCCACAAUCAGCAAUUGUUCUCAGCUUGUUUCGUUGGAUUUGAGUUUUAACUACUUUAAGGGCACCAUCCCUUCAAGUUUAGGAUCCCUCUCGGAACUCCGCGAUUUGAUCCUUUGGAUGAACAUGCUCACUGGGGAGAUACCACAAGAGUUAACGAAUGUUAAGCCUCUUGAGAAUUUAAUUCUUGAUUUCAAUGAGUUGAGUGGUGAGAUUCCUUCUGGCCUAAGCAACUGUGGUAACUUGAGUUGGCUCUCUCUUUCAAAUAACCGUCUGACAGGGGAGAUUCCGGCCUCUAUUGGCCGGCUCUCGAAGCUCGCUAUACUUAAGCUGAGUAAUAACUCGUUGUCUGGGAGGAUUCCGCCGGAGCUUGGUGAUUGUCACAGCUUGAUAUGGUUGGAUUUGAAUACUAAUUCGCUGACCGGUUCGGUUCCUGCCGAGUUGUUCAAACAAUCUGGCAAGAUAGCCGUUAACUUCAUCAGCGGGAAGACUUUUGUGUACAUAAAGAACGAUGGCAGUAAGAUGUUCCACGGGGCAGGGAGUUUGCUGGAAUUUGCAGGGAUCAGGCAGGAGCAGCUGAACCGGAUUUCGAGUAGGAACUCGUGGAAUGUGACCAGGGUUUAUCAAGGUAGCUUAGGUAAGCUCUUGCCACCAACUUUUAACAACAACGGUUCAAUGAUUUUCUUGGAUGUUUCGCACAAUAUGCUCUCUGGUAGUAUUCCUAAGGAGAUUGGUAGCAUGAACUACUUAUACAUUUUAUAUAUGGGUCACAACAAUAUAUCCGGGAACAUCCCACAAGAUCUUGGAAUGUUGAAGAAUCUUGGCAUUCUUGAUCUCUCUAGUAACAGGCUUGAAGGACGGAUUCCUGAAAGCUUGGCAGGCCUCUCGUUUCUCACGGAGAUAGAUUUGUCCAACAACUUUCUCUCCGGACUGGUUCCCUCGUCGGGACAAUUCUAUACUUUCCCGGCUAGCAGAUUCCUCAACAAUUCCGGACUCUGCGGUGUUCCUCUGGCUCCGUGUAAGGACGACUCUGCAUCCGGCGCCAAUGGACAGCGGCACAAGUCUCAUAGAAGACAGGUUACACUUGUAGGGAAUGUGGCCAUGGGAUUGCUAUCCUCGCUCUUCUGCCUCUUUGUUUUGGUUAUAAUCGCCAUCGAGACGCGAAAAAGGAGGAAGAAGAAGGAGCCUGCGCUUGAUUUCUACGUUGACAGUCGAUCUCAUUCGGGGACGGCCAAUGCAGGGUGGAAGAUGAUUACCGCUCGCGAAGCACUCAGCAUAAAUCUUGAAACAUUUGAGCAGCGGCCGCUUCGGAAGCUCACAUUCGCGGAUCUUUUAGAAGCUACCAAUGGAUUCCAUGAUGACAGCAUCAUCGGCUCGGGAGGUUUCGGCGUGGUGUAUAAGGCCCAAUUGAAGGAUGGAAGUGUUGUGGCCAUCAAGAAACUGAUCCAUAUCAGUGGACAAGGGGACAGAGAAUUCACUGCGGAAAUGGAAACAAUAGGGAGAAUUAAACACAAGAAUCUGGUUCCUCUACUCGGUUACUGCAAGGUCGGGGAGGAGAGGCUAUUGGUUUAUGAAUACAUGAAGUAUGGGAGCCUGGAUAUUUUGCAUGACCAGAAGAAAGCAGGGAUCAAGCUGAAUUGGGCGGCCAGGAAGAAAAUUGCGGUGGGAGCAGCCAGAGGAUUAGCUUUUCUUCACCAUACUUGUAACCCAAACAUCAUUCAUAGAGACAUGAAAUCAAGCAAUGUGUUGCUUGAUGAAAAUUUGGAAGCCAGAGUUGCUGAUUUUGGAAUGGCUAGGCUUAUGAGUAACGUGGAUACACAUUUGAGUGUCAGCACACUGGCCGGAACACCCGGCUAUGUUCCACCCGAAUACUAUCACAGCUUUCGCUGUUCCACUCAUGGCGAUGUCUAUAGCUUUGGCGUGGUUCUGUUGGAGCUUCUUACGGGGAAGAAGGCCACGGAUUCAACUGAUUUUGGCGAUGACAACCUUGUGGGGUGGGUUAAACAGCAUGCCAAACUCAAGAAAAGUGAUGUGUUUGAUCCUGAACUCAGGAAAGAGGAUCCUUGCCCUGAACUUGAGCUUGUGCAGUAUUUAAACGUUGCCUUUGCUUGCUUGGAUUAUCGGCCGCGGCGGCGUCCCAAUAUGAUUCAAGUCUUGGUUAUGUUUAAAGAAAUCCAAGCAGGGUCAGGUAUGGAUUCACAGUCUACUAUAGGUACUGAAGAUGUGUGCUUUGAUUCAGUUGAAAUGGUAGAUAUGAGCAUAAAAGAAGCUCCUGAUUCCUGAAUUAAGCAAAGCUUUUUAGCUUUAGGCAACAACAAAUAUAAUUCAGUAACAUUCAAGAGAGGAUUCUUUAUGGGGGGCAAAUGAAAAAAGAAGGAAUGAAGAUGAUGCAACUCCCCAAGAUUUUUUUCCUUCUUUCCCGCUUCAAAUUUUUAAGGGAUAGAAGGGAAUUAGCUUGAGUCUCUACCAUUUGAUGUGUGUUAUUAUGUUAUUACUUCAUGGGAAAAGGUGAUUAAUUAACCUCUGAUAAGUAUUGUAUUUGUAUAUAGUUAGCUUCAUGACUGUUUCAUUGAUCUUUUGGCCCUUCCUUGAAAUGUUACAUCUGGUUUCACUAA
Messenger RNA from Arachis ipaensis, 4146 nucleotides. RefSeq names its product brassinosteroid LRR receptor kinase-like. The record is from RefSeq and is a predicted model, not a curated record. Lineage: Eukaryota; Viridiplantae; Streptophyta; Magnoliopsida; Fabales; Fabaceae. Gene Ontology annotation, molecular function: protein kinase activity; ATP binding; protein binding. Gene Ontology annotation, biological process: protein phosphorylation.